AUGCUGAGAACACGCUUCUGUCUCUUCAGCUUGUUUCUGUUUCCACAGAUAAUCCUGGUCGUUCGGUCAGCCCGAAUCACCACGCAGCAAUUGAGCCUGUUCCAGCCGUUCAUGAAGCUUUCCCCGUAUAUCGAUGACCUUUCUACAAACGGCCCGGGCUUACUCGAAGCUGCUCCUUGCAGUCAUAUAAUUAUAUCUCUGUACUCCGUAUGGGCUGGGGACAACGCCAUCAAAGCCUUCCACAGAGCAUUGACCACUACUUUAGUUAAAUACGCCUCGUAUAUCUUCGUGGCGUCUGGCGAUCCUGCAAGCAUUGAAGAAGAACGUCUCGAGAUGAAAGGCUCAACGCUCCGUCUAGCCGGCUGCGCUGGCUCGGACCGUUGGCCUCAGUCACCCGCCCCUCCUCCUGCUCAUCAUCAUCAAAAACAACAGCAGCAACAACCUGGUGACCGGCGUUAUCGCCUCAUAUUCAAUAUCCCGAAAGGGCAUGCCGAAGCUUCUUAG
This is a messenger RNA of Microsporum canis CBS 113480, 504 nucleotides long. RefSeq lists its product as uncharacterized. Bases 1 to 504 code for a protein of 167 amino acids. Lineage: Eukaryota; Fungi; Ascomycota; Eurotiomycetes; Onygenales; Arthrodermataceae. The record is from RefSeq and is a predicted model, not a curated record. The transcript is spliced from 5 exons.